ACUUGUGCCUGGCUCUCGUGACGGCGGCGUCCUUUAAGAAUUAGUGCAGCUGUCCCCUUUUAAUUUUUUUUCGCAAGAUAAAGUUGUAAAUAUUUUCAGCCAUGGACGAACUACCUGCUCCGGAACAAGUUCAUAGCAUGCUUGUUCAGUACCUCAAACCCAAUACGCAACUUGUCAACGAAGCAACGGUAUGGCUCCGGAAGUAUUUGCAAAUGCCGCAGUCUAUACCCGUUAUGUUCCAGAUCCUGUACCAAGGCCCUGAACCAGCAGUACGUAUUCCUAUUCCACAAAAAUAUCAACCCGAGGCCUCUAUGAGCCACUCGUCGGUCUUAUGCCACAUUUUCUAUGCGUUCUCUAGUGCGCUCUAUCGGGACCUUAAAGCGUGCGAACUUUUUCACUUUUUGUCAUGAUCGAGGUAUUUCCUGCUCUCCCAUACACAGCAAUGAUGGCCAAAAAUUUCCCUCACCCGCAUUAGUUGACCUUUUUCUUUUUCCUCGGAUUCUAUUCCUGCCUCAGACGAGACAGGCAGCCGGCGUUGUACUGCAUUCUUGGAUCAGAAAACAUUGGAAUAAUAUCCACCCCGAUGUAUCUUCUUAUAUUAAACAAACACUUCUGCAAAGCUUCAUAACAGAGCCUCAAGCUGGCAUUCGAAAAGUCAUGUUUGAACUCGUCGCCUUGAUCGCACACCUUUCUCUCUCUCGUAAUCAGUGGCCAGAAUUUUGGCCCGCUAUGUUUCAAUACGCGAAUUCUUCCCAACCUCUCCAGCUCUGUCUAGUUCUGGACACUGUCGAAAAACUCGUAGUCGAAUAUGAAAUCUUCGACUCCAUACGCCCAGGCAUGAGCGAGUUCCUGCGCCUCUUUGAGUUUUCGCUUUCUCCCAACCAAGACCCGAGUGUCAGAGUCGCUGCCGUUAAAGCCGUUUGUGGGUUCAUGUGCGAGCUCUCGUUCAAUGAUCCUCUAAUUCCGCUCUUCAAACCAAUCGUCAUUUCCAUCAUUGACGUGAUCAAACUUUGUAUUGAAAAGGGCGCCGAGCAAGAACUCACCGACAUCUUCAUUAACCUCCAAACUCAGAUUGAGACCUGUUCUGAAGUCAUUCGCCCGGAGCUGACAAAUCUAAUGCAAAUCGUCUUUAGUAUAUGCGUCAAUCAAAACGCAGACAUCGAGCUGCGUCGAGAGUGCUUCAACUUCAUCCAAUCCGUUCUCCAAUACUGCACCGGCAUGGUUACCAAGUCAGGAUUGGUCGAGCCCAUUAUCGCAGUCGGAUUAAAGGUUGCUGCGGAACCCGAAGAAUCAGAUGACACCGAUUCCUGUUCUGAUUACAGUCCCAAUUCUAUAGCCUGCGGUAUGCUUUUUUCUAUGGCCAGCUAUGUCAAGCCAAAGCAAUACUUCACCAUCAUGACCAAUCAUAUCGGCCAUUGGAUACAAUCCCCUAACUUUUGGGAACGCCGCGCCUCCAUCGAUGCCCUUUCCGCCGUUAUAAGCGGGUGCAGUGAACUCGUAUGCGAACAUUUAGAAGACUACAUCAAACUUUUGGAAACAGCCUUUCGAGACCAAAGCAUCUACGUCCAACGCGCCGCUGCAUUGCUCCUGAGUCAGUAUACCCAGCAUUUGGUCCCAGAAAUCUUGGAAUACAACCGCGUCAUCUUCCCUAUCAUCUUUCAAGCGCUGUCUCAGUCAGACCUCGAAAUUCAAGGCAACAUCAUGUGUUCUAUCUCUUUCCUUGUAGAAAACGCAAGCGCAACCGAUAUUUUGCCCUACUUGAACGACCUCAUGAUCCACCUCGUCCAGAUCGCUUCCGGCGAGAGCCCGGCUGACACCAAAGAAUUGGCCGUCGACGCUAUCUGCUCUGUCGCCACGGUUGCCGGUAGCGAAUUUCUUCCGUACUGGAAGCAUGUCAUCAAUGUCAUGCAGAAACUAAUCGAUCAGACGAACAGAGACCUUUUAACCCUCCGCGGUCAUGCCAUGGAAUGCGUCGGCGUCAUCGCCAACGCCGUCUCUUCCAAAAAUUUCCAACCCUAUUACCAAUACUUUAUGGAGAAGGCGCUAGAAGGUCUGCAAUUACCAAACGUGUCUGGAUCAGAACUCGAAGAAUACACAAUCAUCUUUUUCUCUAGCAUCGCUGAAUCUCUGAAUCAAGACUUCAUACACUACCUCCCGAGCUGUCUAGAUGCGGUUUUGAAGUCUCUCAACUCUGAUGAUGAUGAAAAAUCGGAUACAGAGAGAGAGAUGUCUCUAGAACCACUGCUUUGCAAUGAAGAAGCGUACGAAUUUGAUGACGAUGCCAGUAAUAACUACGAAGAAUCCGACCCAGAAAAUAUCGAUUACAUUUCAAAAAACAGCUGCGUUGAAAUCAAGUGUACCUGUUUGCACGCAAUUGGCUGCUUCGCAAACGCCCUCGGUCCCUUUUGGGUCCCCUAUAUUGAUAGAUGCAUGCCAAUUUUGAUUGAAUUCAGUAACUACAUAAAUCCAAGACUGCGUAUUCGGGCCAUGUACCCACUAGAAAUAUUUGCUAAAUGCAUUUCUCUAGCACAUCCAGCAGCAACCAAGUGGUCUCCAGGCGAUCCGCCAGAACAGCACCCGCUUUCUGAAGAGACCAUGAACUUUUUGACGCUAGUCCUCGACGAAAUCAUACGCCGGAUACCAGCCGACUUCGACACCACUGUAGUCGCUCGGUAUAUCUCAACUUUGAGUUUCUUCUUGGAAACCUUGGGCGCACCAUCCCUUCAUGCUCGCAUGUCCCAACUUGUACCACUUCUCGUAAAAAUUCUGAAGUCCGAAAUCAUUUCCCAAAUCGAUGAAAUAAAUCCAGAUGGUGAAAACGAAGAGGUCCAACAAGAGGCGUAUAACUUGUUCGAUGUGACUUGCGAAUUCGUUGUUGCUCUCGCCAAUGCAUACAAACGCGAUUUUUUGAAAUUUUUCCCUCUGAUUAAAGGCAUCGUACGACAUGUCAAAGGUUCCGUCAUUUCCUCCAAGGACCACGAUGAUAUUGAGCUGUGGCGUCAGUGCGCGCUUGGUACACUAGCCGAAAUUCUAGAAGCAACCGGCGUUGAAUGCUACAGUGAAACUCAAUUACACAACUAUUUCCUUUCCUGCGCUUUUGCGGGCGUUCGGAAUACGAGCGUUCCCAACAAGGCAAAUGCAGUCUACAUAUUCCGUCUGUGCGUAUCGUCACCGUCGUCAUUGAACUACUACUCUAAGAUCCUGGAGCAAGUGGUUCCAGGGUUGCACAGCCAAGAUCCACAAUUACGUGAAAACUGUGCUGGUUGCAUUGGCAAGAUGAUUUUAACGGCCUCCCAUGUUGUGCCCAUAUUUCAAGUUAUGCCCUCAUUUUUGAAUGUUUUCCCUGUAUCUCACGAUCCAGCCGAAUACCCCUACUCUUAUGGCGCCCUCAUUUUCUUGCUAGAACAGGACUUAAAAACCUUUUCGUCGUAUAUUCCUCAAAUCUUUAAAGCCUUUCUCAGCGCCAUCGGAUUAGAGAAUAUGCAAGAAGAUGUCAGAACUAAGUUGGUGAACGCCCUCCGCCAUAUCUGGAACAUGUUAUCGAAUCAACUGCAUCCUGUCCUCAAUGAAUUGAGCCAAGAGCAACUCGGUAAUUUCCGACAAUACAUUUCGCAAUAAGAGCUGUUGAAAAAUACACAAUUUUAUUUUUUUUAAUGUAUUUGUGUACUGUGCCUAUCUUCUGCAAUAAAGCCACCCGCUUGUUUUCUCGCCGGC
Molecule: messenger RNA, 3714 nt
Organism: Schistocerca gregaria
Lineage: Eukaryota; Metazoa; Arthropoda; Insecta; Orthoptera; Acrididae
Exons: 2
Coding region: 346-3618 (1090 amino acids)
Biological process (GO): protein import into nucleus
Cellular component (GO): nucleus; cytoplasm
Molecular function (GO): nuclear import signal receptor activity; small GTPase binding
Source: RefSeq, a predicted model, not a curated record